Molecule: messenger RNA, 780 nt
Organism: Dufourea novaeangliae
Lineage: Eukaryota; Metazoa; Arthropoda; Insecta; Hymenoptera; Halictidae
Gene: Osi6
Exons: 3
Coding region: 1-780 (259 amino acids)
Source: RefSeq, a predicted model, not a curated record
AUGAAGCUUUUCGCGGUUGUGCUGUUCACCGCCGUGCUCGCGUACGCGGCCGGUCAAACGAUCGAGAAUUGUCUGGAGAAGGACAGUAUCGGCUGCGUGCAGAAGACCAUCUACAGGCGUGCCAAGGAGCUCUUCGACACGGAGAGUCUUGAGAUCGUGAGUGGUGUUACGUUGGUGAAGAGCCAGGAACGAACCUCGCGUACCGGCAAAGAGCUGGUCUACGAUCAGGAGAUCGACACCGCGAACAGUGUCUCCGAGAGGCAGGAUGCUCUUGUGAAUUACGUUACCGAAGAGGCUGGAGAGUUCCUUGCUGGACGCAGUCUUAGGAUCAACUUCACUCCUAUCAUCGAGAAAAUCGGUACGUCAGCUCGGGCCAUCAGCGAGGCUGCACCUGAGGAGGUUCGCGAGGCUGUCGAUCUAGUUGUCGAAGGCCGAGGCAAGAAGAAGCAGCUGAGGCAGCUGCUACCGCUGUUGCUCGCCGCGAAAGCGAAAAUCGGAGCCCUGGCCACCCUGGCUUACUUCGUGACUGGUUUCAUCGCCAAGAAGGCCAUCGUCGUCUCCCUGAUCUCCCUCGCAAUCUCUGCGUUCAUUGGACUGAAGUCCCUCUGGUCGAAAGGAUCCCACGAUGUCACUCCGUAUCACGGCUGGAGCAGCGGACCAGCAUCGUCCUCCAGUGGAUGGUCCGCCCCUGUUUCAUCAGGUGGAUGGUCAUCUGGCGGUUCCUGGGACGAUGGUCACGGCUACGCGCAGAGCCAAGCCUAUUCCGGCUACCAUCAUUAA